This is a messenger RNA of Rhizophagus irregularis DAOM 181602=DAOM 197198, 204 nucleotides long. The record is from RefSeq and is a predicted model, not a curated record. Lineage: Eukaryota; Fungi; Glomeromycota; Glomeromycetes; Glomerales; Glomeraceae.
AUGGAGCCACGUGAGGUAAAAGAAAUUUUUGCUUUUGAACUCGCAUUUAAAGAGAUUUAUCAAAACUUAUUUUUUUCAACAUCUAUAAGAACACUUAAGGUUCCAAUCUUUCCUGAAGAAUUUAUUUAUGAAGGAUUCGGGAUUAUUUUAAAGUUUUGUAAUGAUGAUGAUCAAAAUGAAGGUGUAAAGGAAGAGAAGGACUAG